This is a messenger RNA of Ascochyta rabiei, 2322 nucleotides long. RefSeq lists its product as uncharacterized. The record is from RefSeq and is a predicted model, not a curated record. Lineage: Eukaryota; Fungi; Ascomycota; Dothideomycetes; Pleosporales; Didymellaceae. The coding region runs from base 1 to 2322 and encodes 773 amino acids. The transcript has a single exon.
AUGGUAGCCAAAGGCAAGAACAGCGGGUGGCUGCACGAGGGCGUGAUAAGAGGCAGCAUGUUGGGCAAGACGAUGCUCCCCACCGACGAAGAGCUGGGCAAGAAGGACGACGACCACCACUUCAAGCCAGCGAGGCGCCACAACGGCUUGGUGUGGGGCCAUGCGCCUCGAUGGCGGCGCAAGAGGCUCUUGCUCGCGGUGCUGGGCUUCUGCGCAGUCUCCGUGUUCCUCCACUACAUGCCGGACAUGCGGGCCCAGCGAGCAGACGGAUCGAGGCCAUCGUACGCCUCGUACGUGAAGCCGAGCGCAGACGCAGGGUACGACGGAGGAGCACGCCCCUACGAGCUCAGCGAACCCACAGGCCCGCCGCCGGGCAUACGAGCGCCCAGGGCUGGAGCACCCACGCCGCACACGUUCGAUGGCGCGUUCAAGUUCUACCGGCUCGCUAGAUCGCUGCACGGCGCGGCGCACACCGACGGCUACCGCAAGAACAACCGCAACGUGCUGUUCGCGGUGUCGAGCUUGAAGAGCGCAUCCACGAUGCUACCCUUGAUAUGCGACAUGUCCCAGUGGAACCGGAGCUGGGUGCACGCAGCGUUUCUUGGCAGGGAGGACAUACCGCUGGAAGACUUGCUGGACAUCAAUGGCGUUGACAGGGAAAGGUGUCCGGCGAUAUGGCACGAUGCCCGGCCAGACUACAGCGAGUACAGCACCGACGAGCGCGCCGAGCUGAGUGUGCAGUCUGCUCUGACGCACAUGGACAGCUUCCUGCACCCACAGGUCGCUAUCAUGGAUGACGCGCUUUCCGAAGAUGCCUUCUUCGCACAAGGCAUGCGCAACAAGACGGAGGCGCUUGGUAUGCCGCUCAUCGAGGUGCCCAAGAACAAGUGGGAGGACUACAUGUGGAUGACGCGACUCGACGCGGGGUCGUUGAAGAGUUGGCAUCUUCCCACCAUAGAUAUCCUGGUGCAAGUGCCGCCAGACUCGUCCAGUGUGCUCCCUCUCCUCAAGUCGAUCCAAGAAGCAGACUACAGCGGGCUCGCGCUGCCUCGCAUUACCCUUGAGCUGCCAGCUGAGCUGGAUCCGACUGUGGAGCGAAGUGUGGAGAAGCUGGAGUGGCCUCCGCGCAAGACACGGCGUUCUGCAGGCAGCCAGCUGAUAGUGCGUCGGCGCAUCGCAAACCAUGGAGUCACGCAAGAAAAUGCAGCGAUACGGUUUCUCGAGCUGUUCUACCCCAACAACGUCGAUAGCUCACACGUACUGUUGCUUUCGCCACAGGCACAGCUGUCACCGCAGUACCUGCACUACAUCCAGUACCUGCUGCUGGAAUACCGCUACUCAUCCCUCGCAGCGGACGACACCGGCAACCUCAUGGGCGUCAGCUUAGCGCUUCCGUCCCUUCUCGUGGACGGCCAAACCAAGCUGGUACCGCCGACCGCCAGCGACAUGCACGCUGAGAGAUACACGAAGCUGUACGGCAGCACGGUGAGCGCUCCCUUUAUGAUGCAAGCGCCCAACAGCGACGCAACACUCUUCUUCGGUGACAAAUGGGCCGAGUGGCACGAUUUUCUGAGCCACCGGGUUUCGAAGCAGCACAAGUCGUCCAGGACUCCGUCGCGCGCCAAGGUCGUCUCGGAGACGCUGCCCUCUUGGACCGAGUACAUGCUAGAAUUCAUGCGCGCACGAGGGUACUUUUUGCUGUACCCAGCCACCACGUCCUCUGCGGCGCUGGUUGGCGUUCACAACGAGCUCUACCACGCGCCAGAAGAGUACAGGCCCUCAGCAGAGGCAGAGGCCGACACCCAAGACACGCCGCCCCCAGCAGAGGCGCUCGAUGAGCCCUUCCUCCGCGCUGUGUCUCCGCCGGCUGCGCCCAAGAAGGGCGAGCGGCCGCUCGUGCCGGGCCAGCGCCCACUGCACCGUCUUCUGCCCUUUGACGGCGACCUGCCCGAGACGGAGCAGCUCCCGCAGCUCCUCUUCAACGGCGUGAAGCUAGAUCCAAGCAGCGUGGCGGUGGUGGCGGCCAAGUACGCGGACCAGUUCAGGGAAGAAGUGGGAGGGUGCAAGGUGCGUCUGGGGAAGCGGAGAAAGGUGCAUGUGGGGAGCGCGGCCGAUUUGUUCUGCUUUGGGGACGAGGGAGAGGAUGCGUGGGAGGAGGACUGGCUGCUUGCCGCAGACGGGCUUGGAAGCGUUGCUACCAACACGCCGCUGGCUGCGGGGACGAGCAAGUGGGUGGGGGUGGGGGUGGGGGUGACUGCGGCUGCGACGCCUACCGCGACGUCUACUGCGACGUCUGCUGGAGGGCGAGGUGGUUCGCUUUGA